AUGCUACUGGCCACCCAACGCUUACCUGCUGCGGAUCAUGUUGCUUUGGGCGAGUCAAGUUUGAGUCCAGUGUCAUCCUUCGACAACUCUCAUCGAGCAAUUUUAGCUCUGGAAGAACAAAUGGAGAAUAUCUACUCCCGAGCAUUCACUGAAAAUAAUAACUCAAGGCCAGACCCAACAUCAGCGAUAUGGCAAGAUCUUGCUCUCACUAUAGCUAGAUAUGUGUAUGCUAUACAUCGUUUUGUUGAGAAACAAUUGACCAUCGAGGCACUUCAGUUAUGCACCCCUAGUAAUAGCAUCUGGAAAAGUUGCACCAAUGCCUUAACACGGGUUUUUCCUUACCUGAACUUCAUCAUAGAAAACCAAAUUCAGUCAGUGAACUUUUCCUUGGCCUUUUUCCAUGAGAUGAGUGUGGCUACUGACUGCUCAUUUCAGUACUUAAUAAUCUUUAAGGAUCUAGUGGAACAUAAGGUAUCACAGUUAGAUCUCAUUAAUCACUCUUUAUUAUUGAGAGUUGUCAUAUAUAUUCAUGACAAGCUAGACAAUGUUGAAAUGGAGAUCUUGAACUACAGGAAAUCUUUGAAAGUUUUUAACGAAGUUUUGCUCUGUUAUUAUUUUGCAAUUUUUCAAUACAAGGACAACAAUGUUGGUGUUGCCAUCGGAUUAGUAAAUUACGGGCUAUUGUUACUUCAGGCAAAACAUACCAUUGAUUUGGAAUCAUCUAUGCUUCCUGAACUGGGCCCAAAGGAAAGUGCUGAUAAGCUUAAUACGCUCAAAUCCAAACUGAAUAUCAGUUCCAAACUCCAACAGAAACGAAACCAACUCAAAUCAUCCAAAAUUAACAAAUCAAACUCUAAUACCGAAAAUUUAGAGUCCAAUAUUGUAGCUUCAUCCAAAAUUCAUAACAGACUUUUGUUAUCUCUUCCGCAGUCUUUUCAGAUGCCUUUGCGUCAAAUUUUCGAUUCUUUUAACUCUUUGAAUCUAACAUUUCACAAAGAGAACAAGUGUCUCCAUUUCCAACAAAUUCCGUCCUCUGACUCUAUUGCUACCUCUCACCUUUACAACUCAGAGCGUUUGCCGAAUGGAAGGAAUGUUCCUCUUUUCAAUCAACAGGAAGUAUGGACUCCGACAGUAUUACAAAGCAAGCAUGACAGCAAUCAGUCAUAUAUAGGGAAGGGAACUUACUACUAA
This is a messenger RNA of Komagataella phaffii GS115, 1191 nucleotides long. RefSeq lists its product as hypothetical. The coding region runs from base 1 to 1191 and encodes 396 amino acids. NCBI's taxonomy places the organism in Eukaryota, Fungi, Ascomycota, Pichiomycetes, Pichiales, Pichiaceae. The record is from RefSeq and is a predicted model, not a curated record. The transcript has a single exon.